CGGAUGGUUGGGCCUUCCCUGUGGUGGCCCCGGGUCUCCCCCACCCCCAGCCGCCGCGAGUCCUCGCCGUCCGGCACCCGAGUGACGCGGAUCGACAGCGCCGAGACAGCGCCUCGUGGAUAGGUCGUCAUCGGCGAGGUCCCUGGCCGCCCUAGCGGCCCUGGCGGCCCUAGUGCACCUCCGUCAUCCACCCGCUGCGCACUGCUGCGCACGGCCGGGCUGUCGGCUGUCGCGCCCGAUCCUGACCAAGCAGAGCGGCUAGCGGCGGUCACUCGCGCUGACGCACAACACGGCCAGGAUGGCGGGGAACGGGCAAGCGGGACCCGCCCUGAACCACCCCCAGGUCGCCGAGGACAUGAACCUGUUCCACAAGCAGCACCCCUCCACGCCGCCGCCGCGCUUCAGCUCGCCGUCCAGGCUGCAAUCGCGGACCACCAAGGCGGAGCGCGCCUUCAGGACGGCGGCGAAGCGGGCCGCCACGUCGACCUUGCUCCAGGGCAUCGUGUGGACGGCGCUCGGCGCCCUGGCCGUGUUGCUGCACUACGGCAUGCUGCCCGUGCCGGACAUCACGGAAGAGAUCGAAAAAUGGAACAGCUGGGAGUUCAUCAUGUACAACAUGUACUUUAAGGAGAACGCCGCCUUGCCCGACCUCCCAGAGGAGGGCGUCGUGUCGGCCACGCAGAUGCUGUACUUCUCCAUCGCCACGCUCGCCGCCAACGCCCUCAUGCUCCUGCUGUCGUUCGUGCUGCUGACGCGGCUGUGCUGCGGCGCCAACCCGCGGGCCGACCUCGCGGCGGUGGUGCUGUGGGCCGCGUCCGUGAUCGUCGUCACCACGGUGGACGUGAUGGUGGCCGCCGCCAUGGUGCGCGACCUGGUGCUGCUGGAGAGCUGGCAAAAGUACUGGCCCGACGAUGGCUUCACGGCGCUGCGCUUGUGCCCCGGCGCCGUCCUCGCCCUGGCCCUGCGCGGCGGCGUGCUGCUGCUGGCCAACGUGGCCUGCAUGCUGCUGGUGCUGCGGAGGCUGCAUAACUACCGGAACCAGGGCGACGCGGCCAGCGCGUCGCAGGCCGCCACCAAAGCAGACGGACCCAUCGACGGCUUCCUGUACCCAAAUGGCGACAAGGAGGGCAUGGACAACCCCGUGUUCGUCCCGGACGAGGCGGAGCACCCCUGGAGGACCUUCAAGCCCGAUCAGAACGGGAACCAGCGUGCCAACGCGCACCCCGGGCACGACCUCGGCUACCUCAGCAAGGAUGACCCCGAAGACAUCUCCCACUUGAUGUGGAUGGAGGAGGUGGACAAGCACGUCGACGUGCACGUGCGACGCGGCCGCCUCGAGGACCGGCCCCCGCCGCACCAUCGCUACGGCUUCGUGGAGGACGCGCCGCCACAACACCACGUCGAAGACCACCACCUCAGCCAGCACUUCCCCAGCGGCAGACUCCGCGCCGCCCUCGGGCCCCUCAGCCCCGGCCCCCUGCCCGUCGGCUACCCCGAGACGGGCCAGGGGCUGCGACUGUCACGAGCCGCGCUCGCCGAUCCUCCCUCGCACGUCCCUUCCCACGCCCUUUUCCAGGCCCCCACCCAGACCCACUACCAAGGCCCCCCUCAGGCCCCCUCACAUGCACUUUUCCAGGCCCCCACGCAGACCCACUACCAAGGCCCCCCUCAGGCCCCCUCACAUGCACUUUUCCAGCCCCCCAGCCAGACCCACUACCAAGGCCCCCCUCAGGCCCCCUCACACGCACUUUUCCAGCCCCCCAGCCAGACCCACUACCAAGGCCCCCCUCAGGCCCCCUCACACGCACUUUUCCAGCCCCCCUCCCAGGCCCCCUCACACGCACUUUUCCAGGCCCCCUCACAGACCCACUACCAAGGCCCCUCGCAGGCCCCCUCACACGCACUUUUCCAGCCCCCCUCCCAGCCCCACUUCCAAGCCCCUCAGGCCCCCGCCCUGCCCCCCGUGGACUACUCGCCGCCGGCGCGGAGACGCGGUGACGGUGGCGCUGCCGACAGGGCCCUGGCGGCGGGAAGGGCCAACCUGCGUCCCGUGAGGCAGGACCGCUUCUGAGAUGUAUGUCAUUAAAACGAUUAUCGCUUGUAAGAUGUCGCGUAUGGUGGUCUUUUGUUCGAAGGUGGCUUUUCAAAACAAAGGCGUACGCACAAAAACACGAUUUUUAA
Messenger RNA from Thrips palmi, 2181 nucleotides. RefSeq lists its product as uncharacterized. The transcript is spliced from 7 exons. The coding region runs from base 299 to 2071 and encodes 590 amino acids. The record is from RefSeq and is a predicted model, not a curated record. NCBI's taxonomy places the organism in Eukaryota, Metazoa, Arthropoda, Insecta, Thysanoptera, Thripidae.